AUGUCCAGCUGCGAAUUGUUGUACUGGAGAAACCCAGUGGAAACUGGUAAGGUGUUUGGUGGCGCGCUAGUGGCGUUGUUGGUGCUCAAAAAGGUCAACCUAAUCACAUUCAUGCUCCGUGCCUUCUACACAGCAAUGCUAACCACAGCUUCCGUCGAGUUUUUGUCCAAACUCUUUUUGGGCCAAGGCUUGGUGACCCGCUAUGGCCUACAAAGCUGUCCCGACACUGUGGGUUUCUUGAAACCCCGCAUUGAUGCCUUUUUGACAAAAUACCCUUCAUACCAGGCCGAAUUCCGCAGGGUGGUAAUGGCCCAGUCGCCCAAGCGUACCUUCAAGGCUGCCGGUGUCUUCUACGUGCUCCACAUGGUUUUCAGCAUUAUGUCUCUGUGGACGGCACUAUUCGUCGGUACUAUCGCAACUUUCACCUUGCCAGUCGUGUACAAAACUUUCCAGAAAGAGAUUGAUGCCACUGUUGCUCAAGGUGUUGAAGCCGGAAAACACCACGCAUCUGCGUUGCAAUCUACCGUUGCUGAAAAGACCUCGCCAUACGUAAAACAACUUGACGAAAAAAUGGGUCCUGUGUCAGGGUUUAUCAAGUCUAAGUUGCCUGCCACCAGAGUUGCUGGUUCCAACGUCACAGCUGAAUCUUCUACCGCUAAGCUUGCUGCUCAGGUUCCUUUUGAAGAACCAGCCGUGGCCAAGACCUCCUCUGCCGAUUUCCCAGCCGCUCCUUCCGUCAGAUUGGAUCACGCUGUCUCCGAUAUUCCAACCACUACUUCGGUCAAAUUGGACCACACUGUCUCCGAUUUCCCAACCACUCCUUCCGUCAAAUUGGACCACGCUGUCUCCGAUUUCCCAAGCGCUCCUUCAACCAAGGUGGAUCACACCACAGGUAUCACUCAGGAGUUGAACGAGCCAUUUAAACAGUGA
This is a messenger RNA of Lachancea nothofagi CBS 11611, 930 nucleotides long. The record is from the annotation of a GenBank genome assembly. NCBI's taxonomy places the organism in Eukaryota, Fungi, Ascomycota, Saccharomycetes, Saccharomycetales, Saccharomycetaceae.